UCAAAUUAUUCCUGAAGUCUCCUCAAAAUUUUGAAAGUCACCCUUAUUGGACACAGCCAGCAGAUGAGUUCAUUUAGCUAUGUUAAAUAAGGGAGACAUCUAAAAUGUGCAUUGCUGGGGAGGCUUUAGGGAACAGUCUGAAAAGCCAUGGUGCAGUGCUUUUUACAAUAGGCAUUAUUUCAAAUGAGCUUUCCACAGAUGGAAAUCAAAAAAGUUUGGAACAAAAUGGCAAUAAGGUGAAAUGAUAAGAGAAUUAGAGUUUAUACAGAGUUUUUUCUUUUACGUUAACAUAUUGUAUUUUUUUUUUUUUUUUAUCAAAUGUUUGCCAAAAAUGGCCAUAGUAGUAGUAGUAGUAAUAAUAAUAAUAAUAAUAAAUUUUAAAAAAUAAAUAAUAAUAAUGUGGACAAAUAACAAACAAUCUGAAACAGUUCUCACCAUUGGUUAAACUGCUCCGAAGAAAAUCUCUCUUUGCAUUUUUCUUCUAGGAACUUAACUUUAGACUUCAAAAAAUAGUUUUCUUCUUUGAGUUUAUUGAUGGUCACCUGUUGGGUUGGCGCUUGUGCUGGAAUAUAAAACAAACAAGUAAUUUAUCAAACAUAAUUUAGAACGGUGUUUAACACAUGAAACACACAUUGUUUAAAAACUAUAAAGUUUACUUAAAUUGUUUCCGAGUUUAACAGCAACUCACUUUCAUGUCUUUUGGGAGAUAAGGAUGAUUUUUUUUUUUUUUUUAUCUGAUAGCCUGUUAUUAUAAUCAUCUAAAAUUAGGCUAUAAAUAUGUUAAAACAUUAUAUGUGAAAAUCGCAAAAAUGUGUGUGUGUGUGUGUGUGUGUGUAUCUAUUUAACAAGAUUAAGCUUUUUUUAAUUAACGGGGAAAAAAACACAAUUAGCCAUUAACAUUAAAAAGUGUCUGGUGCCAACCUUUAUGCAUCUCUACGCAAAUAACGUUAAACAAAUAAAAUAAAAUCCACCAGGAUUCAGUUAGGAUAGCUGGCGAGAAAGGAAAAUUAAGUGUUUGAUAAUGUUUGGCCUUGAAAUUGCUUUACCUAACGUUAGCUAGCUAGCUAGCUAGCUUGCUUGCUUGCUUGCAAACAAAUUGUCAACGGCUGCUUAUAACCAAAAAGAUUAUUCAACUCAAUCUCAACUCUGGCCCUUGAAAUCCAAUUUCAGCCUUAAUUAAACACACCUGAACAAGCUAAUCAAGGUCCCCAGGAUUGCUAGAAAGAUACGGUGAGACUGACCAAAGUUUGAACUAAACUCUGCAGUAAAGCGGAUUUCGAGGGCCACAGUCGUGAACACUGGACACGAUACUAACAUACAUUUUUUUUUUUUUAAAACAUAAAUGACACAAUACAUUACCGGCUUCUUCCUUGUCAUCCUCAAUUAGUCGAUGAGGUGCAUUUCUCUUGUGGACAGUUUUGCGCUCUCCCUCCAUCGCCAUGCUGUCUUCUGAUUGUGAACUAUCGCAUUCGCUAACUCCAAUAUGGCGACGCGUCAACGCAACGUUGCAGAAACUUCCAUCUCUGCACGUGAAUUCUACUGCUGGAAACGAUUCUUCGAGUGUAUUGUCCCAAUACGAUAUGUAGUUGACCGUAGGCAUUAUUCCACUCAGUUUUAAGUCUUCCAAAACUUUAAUUAUGUUCUUUAUUUUAAUAUUUUCUCCUUUAAAUGGAAUCAGUGUCAUCUUGUAACGUUUAGAUUUCAUUUGAUCAUUUGAGUCGGAUCCGAUUCUAUGAACCAGGAUAAUAGUAAAACAACUUGAUUAAAAUAGUUAAGAGGAAGUAAAUGUUUAACUUAGAUACAAAAUGCAAAUUACAAUGUUUAAGUGUUUUAGUGAAUUUUAUUAAAUCAGUAAAUGUUUACAUAUUGAAAAAUAAGGACAUAAACAUUAACAUAGAAUCUGCUUUUAUUUUAUUUUAAAUUUAAAUAUUUCCUGAAAACUGAAAAGAAAGAAAAAAGAAAGAAAAGAAAAACUUGUAGAAAAUAAUUUAGGCAGUACUUCCGGAGUCAUGACCGUGAAAAAGGCGCUAUAUCAACGUCUGUGAAUUCGGCGCAUUUUCGAGUUGGUAGUAGAUGGUAACAAUUGCCUGCAAUUAUGGGACUUGCGAAGAAAAUUCUCUCCCUCUGUAAUCACAGGGAUAGAAAAGGGACGAAAAAAAUGAUCAAUUUUUUACAAAAACAUAAUCUAAUUAAGUCAAUGACGUGUAACCUCUGUAAGGAAUCGAUGAAUCUACAAAAGACACAUACACGGGAUGGAUAUCAGUGGGUAUGCCGCAGAAGAUCACAUACUAGGAAAUUUACAAAGAACUGCAGAGCUGGAUCGAUAUUCGAAAAGAGCAGGACCACCUAUCACAGCUGGAUGACUUUUAUUUACCGAUAUUGUCAAGGACUGAGAUUACGUCAGGUGGAUAUGAUCCAGGACGGCAUAGCCGGAAGCUCAGCAACACUGAGCAAAAUGACAAAGAAGCUAAGAAUGGUCUGUAAAAAAGCUUUGAGAAAGUACAAGAGAAAGACAGGACAGUUUGUGGGGGGAAGGACAGAGUUUGUCAUUAUAGAUGAAAGCAACUUCCGUCACAAAAGAAAGUAUGGACGAGGAAGAGUUGGCGAAACAUGGAGAAGAAAAAAGUGGGUCUUUGGUAUCUUGGCCACUAAGGGUGAUCGAAGACGACCAAUUUUGCGGCUUGUUGAACAGCGCUCAAGAAAUCACCUGAUUCCAGUAAUCUCAAGACAUGUUCGCCAGGGAUCAACCAUUUUGAGUGACGAAUGGAGACCCUACAAGAGAGCUCUGACCACACUUGGCUACACUCACUACACUGUGAAUCAUAGCAGGUGGUUUGUUGACCCAGUUCAUGGAGGCCACACCCAGAAUAUAGAACGAGCAUGGUCAACAUAUAAAAACCAGGUCUGGAGGUUGAGAGGCAAUAGGACGCAGAUGGGAGUUUUACUUACUCAAACAUGUUCUGAGGGCAGAAAGGAAAAUGAUUGGUUCACAGAUUCAACCAAUGAAAUUGAAGCAGAGGCGGGGUCAGGAAAUUUGAACGUGCGUGUGUGUGGAGGAGGGAAUACAUCAGACAGAUACGUUACUGACGCUUCGUGGGAGGCAUUUAUAACAAGUUACCUGGACGAGCUGGCAGAAAUUCGACAAAUCAAAGGAGCUACCACUGAAGAGGCAUCUGAUACUGCAGAGUCCAAAAUGGUGCAAAAUGGAGAUGUAUGA
Messenger RNA from Onychostoma macrolepis, 3217 nucleotides. RefSeq lists its product as uncharacterized. The transcript has 5 exons. NCBI's taxonomy places the organism in Eukaryota, Metazoa, Chordata, Actinopteri, Cypriniformes, Cyprinidae. The record is from RefSeq and is a predicted model, not a curated record. The coding region runs from base 2096 to 3217 and encodes 373 amino acids.